Messenger RNA from Oncorhynchus keta (chum salmon), 1832 nucleotides. RefSeq names its product probable E3 ubiquitin-protein ligase HERC6. Bases 1 to 1326 code for a protein of 441 amino acids. NCBI's taxonomy places the organism in Eukaryota, Metazoa, Chordata, Actinopteri, Salmoniformes, Salmonidae. Gene Ontology annotation, molecular function: ubiquitin protein ligase activity. Gene Ontology annotation, biological process: protein polyubiquitination. The transcript is spliced from 10 exons. The record is from RefSeq and is a predicted model, not a curated record.
AUGACUAAGCACAUUCUGAUGUGGAAGAAUGCCCUGUCAUUCAUGCUGAGGAACGGUCUUCUGGCUACCCACAACCCCGGAGUCAAAUUCCUGCUGGAAGCCCUCAAGUACCUCCACAGAGACACAGAGGUGAUACCAGUCAUCUUUUGCCGUUACCCAUUUGUGUUGAGUCUGAUCUGCAAGAUGGCAAUUUUCAACAGUGGUUCACCAUCUCACCCACUGGCUAACAGUGAUGUAUCCUUCUGGAACGUUCCGAGACAACCCAGAAUCUCCCCUGCUCCAGUCUUCCAGUUGACCUUAAGGCGCCCGUCACUCAUCGAAGACACCUUCAGACAACUGGGUGCUGCAGAUCAUGACUACUUCCAGAGAGAACUUGUGGUGCAGUUUAUGGAGGACAUGAAGCUGUCGCUCGUCAACAUAAGGGACUUUUUCCUCCAUGCGUUUGAAGAGCUAUUGGCACCAGAGUCUGAGAUGUUCAUGUACAACGACACCAAGACACUGGUCUGGUUCCCUGCCAAGCCCAGAGUGGAGGAGAAGAGCUACUUCCUGUUUGGUGUCUUGUGUGGCAUGGCCCUGUACAACCACAACAUUGUACACCUGCCCUUCCCUCUGGCCCUGUUCAAGAAGAUGGUGGGGGUCAAGCCCUCACUGGAGGACCUGAGAGAGUUUGACCCUGUUGUGGGAGGGAGUUUGCGGUACCUGUUGGAGGACUACACUGAUGAUGAUGUUGAAGAAAACCUGGACAUGACCUUCACCGUGAUCUGGGAUGACCAGAAGGUGGAGCUGGAUCCCAAAGAAACAGGAAAACCAGUCACAAGUUUUAACAAGAAUCAGUUUGUUGAUGCCUAUGUGAACCUUGCCUUCAACCAAUCAGCGGAGAAGGUGUUUGAAGAGUUCAGGAGAGGCUUCUUCAAGGUGUGUGACAGGGACGUGGUGGAGUUGUUCCAGCCUGAGGAGCUCAGGGGAGUCAUGGUGGGGAAAGAGGACUACGACUGGGACACGCUCAAACAGAACACUGUGUAUGAUGGAGAGUACCAUGCCAGACAUCCCAACAUCAUCACAUUCUGGGAGGCUUUUGAGGAACUGACAGAUGACCAAAAGAAAGCUUUCCUCUUGUUCCUGACGGGCUGUGAUCGCGCUCCCAUCCUGGGCAUGGACAAGAUCCAGAUGAAGGUGGCAGUCCUGCAGAACUCUACUGAACUACAUUUCCCAGAAUCCCUUACCUGCCACUUCCUACUGCUGCUGCCCAUCUACCCCUCCAAGGAGAUGCUGCUGGCCAGGCUCAAAGAGGCAUGUGCCCACAACAGAGGCUUCUGGAAGGAGUAAUGGACAUUAUAUAUAGGCCACUGCUGUGUUCAUCAUUUCAUUCAAUGUGUUUCUUACAUGUCAAUAUAUCUCUUAUGUUUAGCAUAGGAUUUUGGUUAUAGCUUCCUUCUAGGUUCAGAUUUGCCAGUUUUUUUUCAAACUUUUACAUUUAGCCUUUUACCUUGGCUUUUUCUAUUGGAAAUGUGAAAAAUACAAUCUAGGCUAUGUAGGCCUACCCUAUUAUAGAAAAAAACAUUCCUUGACUUAAUGUCUACUAAUUCUGGGUCUGAUUUAAAAAACAAAACAUUUUUAUUGAGUAAUAUACAUUCAGUAAUAUACAUUCAAGAGCCUAUUUAUUUAUGCAUGUUUUCUUUAUUGAUAGUGUGUGGCAUUUGAUGUAAUUCUACAUGUGAACAUCCUUUUUUUCUGGACACGUCUGCAUCAUCUUUUGACAUAUAAGUCUGUAUCUUCUGUUUUAUUGACGGAAUAAUUAUUUAUGUAUCUAAUAAAUAGAGAUGAUUAGUUCA